Messenger RNA from Colias croceus (clouded yellow), 3177 nucleotides. It is a transcript of the gene NT1, whose product is annotated as neurotrophin 1. The record is from RefSeq and is a predicted model, not a curated record. Gene Ontology annotation, biological process: regulation of Toll signaling pathway; innate immune response; central nervous system formation. Gene Ontology annotation, cellular component: extracellular region. The coding region runs from base 48 to 2636 and encodes 862 amino acids. The transcript is spliced from 8 exons. Lineage: Eukaryota; Metazoa; Arthropoda; Insecta; Lepidoptera; Pieridae. Gene Ontology annotation, molecular function: growth factor activity; Toll binding.
UGAGUCCUACGCGUGUGCGCACAAUGUGUAGUGAUCUUUGAGAAAAAAUGUUGCUUGUUAACAUUGUUUUGAUUUUCGCGCUCGCGAGAGCUCAGGAGCUAGACGACUUUGAAUUCUACGACCCUGAAGAAAUGAUGAUAGCGCAGAAGUCGAGACAUUAUGAGACGAUAGUGAAACCGCCAGUUAAAAUAGUUAAGCCUCGUGGAGUAACCAAUUCCCAUAGACCGCAGUAUAACAUUGAUUCUAUAGAAGCUGACGAUGAUUUAGUUAAUAUAAGGAAAGAGAAGGAAGGCAUGAUACGGGACGCUGUGUUACGGGCUUUGGAAAAGAGGAAUAAUAUGGGAAAGUUUGCGCAAAUACUGCCAAUAAUUCGUGCGAUGUCGGGGAACCAGAGGGUGGCUUUGGCGUCUCUGGUCGCUAGCCAAGUUACCAAUCCACACGGGAAACAAUAUUUGAAUAUUAAUCAGGUGAGAUCACUACUCAACAACAACUCAACAGCCGACCUCAUGCUACCAAUCUUACUGGACACAGCAAACCUAUUCAGAAAAGCACUGCGUUCUGGCAAACAACCACGAGACAUAAGAUUCCCCAGACAACAGUUUCAAAGACGAUCUUACACAAAAGACACAUUUGACGACGAACCAUUUGAUAUUGGCGUACAAGAUCAAACCAGAUUAGAUACAAUAGUAAAUGCACAAGAACAAAAACAUGAACCGAAAACAGAAUCAGCUACACUUAAACCAGACAAAUUCAAAAUGCCACCAAGAAAUUUACUCACUAAACUUAAUAAUACAGAUAUUAAAGUUCAAAAUAAAACAGAUGUUGAUGAUAAUAGAAAUGUAUCCAGACAAUCAACAGAUUCUUCAAAGACAAAACUGGAACCAUCAACAAGAAACUAUGAUAAUGGGACCUUAGACCUGAUAACAGAUGCAACGAACCAAACAAUAUCCCAAGACCUGCCAGUUGCUGAAAAACUACGCUCUUUGAAUAGAUAUAUUGAUAGAAAAGGGAACCUAAUCCGUCGUGGUACCUACCCUCCAAAGCCGCCGCAGCGUCGAACCACAGCAGAACCUACUAUAGGCCCCAUCACUAGAAGACGACCCAUACCAGCCAGGAAGCUACCAGUGCCCAAUGAGCAUGCGCAAUGCGAGUUGUUUACUAAUACAUUGUGUCUGCAUAGUGAGGAUUAUCCAACAGACGCAAUAAUGCAAUCAAUAAGACGGAACAAAGCGGCUGGCGCAUUACUAGCUGACUUCAAGGAACCGGGCGAGGGUGCGGUGGACGGCAUCACAGCUGCGCAAGAGGCGAAAUAUACAGCUGAUCAUUACUUGAUCUCAAAUCGUCGCGGUGACACAGCAAACAGAGACUUCGCAGGCGCCGGUGAAGCUGGGUUCAUGUGUCCCAGUACUGUGAAGUACGCACGACCACAGCGAGCUAGAGCAACUUCAGGGCAGUGGAAGUAUAUCGUGAAUACGGGGGAGCACACGCAGACGUUGCGACUGGAGAAAUGCUUGAAACCAAAGGAGCCUUGUACAUACUUAACUGACAAUUUCAAAUCCAAAUGUGUUCAAGUUUAUAACUAUCACCGACUUCUAACUUGGGAUCAGCAGAAUGGAUUGCAUAUGGAUAUUUUUAAGGUCCCAACAUGUUGCUCAUGCCACAUCGAAGGCUACAGCGUAUCAUUCCCACCAGUGGGCCAGAGAGUCCACGAAACAUCAUCUGAACAUUUUCCCGGUGAAGACUUAUCCUCUGAACAGGGUAAUGGUGCUUAUGAAGAUGUCCAACAGAGCGUGCAUCGACCAUCUCUCAACAAAUCACCUGGCUUUGGCUUCAGCAAACCAACGGAAUCCUUUACGUCUUAUGGUGACACCCAAAAUGAUCAUAGAGUAUCAUCGUUUUCAAGCUCUAAAGUAAAUAUCGAUGACCUUAACAAUAUACAAACAGGCCCUAAAGAUUCAUACGGCAAUUCGUACUACGAUACAUUUAAUCAGGCUAGUUCAAUUAGAAGCGUCAAAAGACCAGUACCAAGAAAUCCUGCUGGUCUAGGAAAUCCUCCUAGUUUAUUAGCUUCAGACUCAGCUACAUUACCUAGCUACUUGGAACCACCUACACCAUCAGCUCCUUCAUCAUCGUUUUCGUUUUCAAAGGAUUCAGUAAAUAAAUAUAAAAUUAAUGAUCAGUAUAAACGAACACCGGUGCGACCAAACCGCAGGCCUAUAAGGAAAAAGAUUUCAGCUGUACCCGAUGACCUAAUGUCUUCUGGGACAUCAGCGAUAGGAGCAUAUCAGCCAGAAUCCUUUGAUACUAUUGAAGAAAUGGAUGAUGAUCUUGAAGAACCUAAUGUUGCUCCUAUCAGUCACAAUGUGCCAAGACCAACGAUCGCAACAAAAUUGCAUUCUGUUACAGAAAAUAAGUUUAGUCACAACCGUGAACAAACAAAUAUGAAAACGUCUGGAGACGAUAGUGGUAAAAAAAUAAAUUAUAAUUACCACCCUAUUAUAGAUUUCUUUGGUGAUGAAGAAAAAGAAGAGAAUGAAUCAAUAGAUAGAGAAGAUAAUUUAGAUUCGUAUUCAACUUCUUUAGAAUCGGAAUGGAAACCGAUUAAUCACACUCCUAUAGAUAGGAGGAAGCAUUAAAAUAUAUUAAGUUAAUUAAUUAGAUUAAAUGACAUUUAAUUCUUUAUAAGAAACUCUUAGGUUAAAAAUACCGUAAGCUUUACUUAGUCGUAAUAUUUACAAACUUACUUCAUGACUUCAUGAACGAAACCAAAUUUUGUAACUAUGUGUACAUAGUUAAUAUUAUUAUUUAUUUAAUUUAUAAUUAAUAAUUUAUUUUCUAGAUAAGACUUCAAUUGUCUUCCUUUAUUUGUUAAUGACUAUACUUGUUAUCAUGAAAACUUGCCAGUGCAAUAUGACACUUAUGGUCUAAAUUAUUUUAUUACAAAAUGUGUAUUUCUUUUAAGGUGUUUCAUUUUUUGUUAAGAUCAUGACGUUCUUAUAUAAUUUACAAUUGAGAAAGAUUGCGUUGUUAUUCAUUGUUAUGGAUAAUUUAAUAUUACUCAACUGUGCGUAUUUUCUUUGCGGAAGAUUGUUGAUACUGUUUUUGCGAUGUUAUCUCUUUUUAUGAGGAGAAAAUUAAACAACCGUUUCAGAAAUAUAUUCUUUUAUUAAACUUGAA